This is a messenger RNA of Gadus macrocephalus (Pacific cod), 1887 nucleotides long. RefSeq names its product inositol polyphosphate-5-phosphatase Ka (gene inpp5ka). The transcript has 13 exons. Gene Ontology annotation, biological process: negative regulation of insulin receptor signaling pathway; phosphatidylinositol dephosphorylation; negative regulation of peptidyl-serine phosphorylation. NCBI's taxonomy places the organism in Eukaryota, Metazoa, Chordata, Actinopteri, Gadiformes, Gadidae. The record is from RefSeq and is a predicted model, not a curated record. Gene Ontology annotation, cellular component: endoplasmic reticulum; cytoplasm; plasma membrane. Bases 148 to 1518 code for a protein of 456 amino acids. Gene Ontology annotation, molecular function: inositol bisphosphate phosphatase activity; phosphatidylinositol-3,4,5-trisphosphate 5-phosphatase activity; phosphatidylinositol-4,5-bisphosphate 5-phosphatase activity.
GUGUUUGUGGUCUACCGUAGGGGGCGCGGUUGGCCUGCUGACAUGUGACCAUGCAGGAAGUAGCAUCCCGACACACAACAACAAGAGCACAGCGCUCACAAUACUACUGCCGAUCCGGGAGGUUGUAAAGCAUUACCAGUGUAUUCGAUGAUGGAGGACAACGAGGAACAUAACCCAGUUACGACUACAUCAAAUGAAAACGACGCAAAGCAAAGCUUCAGGCUCCAUAUGGUCACAUGGAACGUGGCCACGGCGGACCCCGUGGACGACCUGGCCUCGCUGCUCCAGCUUGGCUCCCCCAGGAGCCCAGAUCUCUACGUGAUCGGUCUCCAGGAGGUGUACUCUGGUCCUGUGCGGUUGGUGGCUGACCUGGCGUUUGAUGACGGGUGGAGCCGUCAGUUCAUGACCACGCUGGCUCCCCUGGGGUACCUCAAGGUGUCGUCCAUCAGAAUGCAGGGUCUGCUCAUACUGGUCUUCUCCAAACUGGACCAUGUCCCCUUCAUCAGAGACAUCCAGUCCACAUUCACCCGCACUGGCAUCUUUGGCUACUGGGGUAACAAAGGGGGAGUGUCUGUACGGCUGUCCUUCUACGGCCACAGUCUGUGUUUCCUCAACUGUCACCUGGCGGCCCACAUGCAGAACGCCACAGAGCGCCUGGACGAGUUUGAGCACAUCCUGGACACGCAGACCUUCGAGUCCCCCCAGGCACCAUCCAUCCUGGACCACAGGCUGGUAUUCUGGUUUGGGGAUCUCAACUUCCGCAUCCAGGACCAUGGCAUGCACUUUGUGCGCUCCUGUAUUGAGAACCAAACCUACCAGCUGCUCUGGAGCAAGGAACAGUUGACCAUGAUGAAGAAGAAGGAGCCAAUCCUGCAGGAGUUUGAGGAAGGCCCUUUGGACUUCCAGCCCACUUACAAGUUUGACCGUAACUCUCACGUCUACGAUAGCAGCGGCAAGAAGCGCAAGCCAGCCUGGACCGACAGGAUCUUGUGGAGGCUCCGGCCCCAAGGGGGCAAGGACCAGGACCUGGAGCUCCCUCUGAAGAUCAGACAGGAGUCGUACAACAGUGACAUGACGUACAGCAUCAGCGACCACAAGCCGGUGGUGGGCCUCUUCACCCUGGAGCUGAAAAAGCGACAGCAGACCCCUCUGGUGCAGCUGUAUCCAGAGGGCGACUGGAGCGCCGACAUGGACGCCAUGGUGGUCUAUUCCACACUGCAGGACUUCCCCUCCAGCCACUGGGACUGGGUCGGACUCUUCAAGGUUGGGUUCUCGUGCGUCUCGGACUACAUCACCUACGCCUGGGUGAAGGACGACGAGGUGGCCUCCAGCGAGGAGCUGGUGCGGGUUUAUGUCAGCAAGUGGGAGAUCCCGGUGUUGGGAGGAGAGUGUGUGCUGUGCUACUUCAGCAGUGCUCUGCAUUGCAUCAUCGGAAUCAGUCAGCCGUUCAAGGUCCAAAUGUCCCAGGUGGCUGUGGAAGAAGGCCUGGUGGCCGAGACCGGGCUGCCGAGGCCUUAGCACCACGACGGGCCCACGGAAGAUGGGAGCCACACACGCCACGCUGCAGUCUGAAAAAUACUUCUUGAGGGCGGUCUCAGACUGGUGUCAACUCAUCGCAGAACUAGAUUUAAAUGUACACCUUAAAUCUUUGUUGAUCUGCAUGGGAGGAGAAGGGUUCUGUGAGUCUGGUGUAUGUUCCCGUAGUUGCAUCUAUAGUGUAAGAUUGCAGGACAUUAUGAAUGUCCUGCACUGUUCAAAGUGCAUCUAGAGAGCCUUACUGAAACAUUGUUUUAUCAAUUUUUUAAGGAUUUGUAUAAGCAUCCCUUUAAUCAGGAUACACACAGGGUCCGUCACAUGUUUUAUUCUUUAUCGAGUGGUUAUGCUAUA